AUGUGGAAGAUGUUCAUGCUAAACGGAUCGUAUCGCUGGAUCGACGACCUGCAACGACUUGUAACGGAGUACAACGCGCGCAAGCAUCGCACUAUCGGCGCGCGACCGAUCGACGUAACGCCGGCUUCGAGCGAGCAACUUCUGCGCACGGUGUACAGCAACGUCAAAAUCGCAGGAGCGGCGCGAUUCAAAGUCGGCGAUCCUGUGCGCGUUAGCGAGUACAAAACCGUUUUUGCGAAGGGUUACAUUCCAAACUGGACCACCAAAAUGUUCCGAGUUAAAAAAGUGCAACAAAUUUCACCAGCGACUUAUCUGCUCAAGGAUUAUCGCGGUGAACCUAUAGCCUGUGGAUUCUACAAACACGAGUUGCACGCGGUUAAACAUCCAGACGUUUAUCUUGUGGAAAAGGUUGUACGUCGCCGAGGCAACGAGGUAUUGGUCAAGUGGUUGGGACUGGACAGUUCGCACAAUUCCUGGAUAAAUAAGAACAAUGUUUUCUAA
Pseudomyrmex gracilis is the source of this 501-nucleotide messenger RNA. RefSeq lists its product as uncharacterized. Bases 1 to 501 code for a protein of 166 amino acids. The record is from RefSeq and is a predicted model, not a curated record. The transcript has a single exon. NCBI's taxonomy places the organism in Eukaryota, Metazoa, Arthropoda, Insecta, Hymenoptera, Formicidae.